AUGGCUAAAUCUAAAUGGAAGAAUAGUAAAGACACUUUUAGAAGAGAAUUACAGAAAGAACCGAUAAAUCGUUCCGGGGCCAAAGGUGAUGACAACUUCGAAUGGAAAUCGAAGUGGCCUUUUUUCAAAAUGAUGUUAUUCUGCAGAGAUGUUUUGUUACCAAGUCCUACAUCGGGAAAUCUACCAGAUCUAGAUAAUGAUUUAGAAAAUGACACACAACAAAAUACAAGUUGUACAAGUUGGGCCGACGAUACUGAUGUUGAAGUUGAUGUGAACUCGGAACACGUUGUAUACUCUGAAAGAUCACCAACUACCUUGGACAAUGAACAUUUAGCUAAUAAUAUUUUGAAAAAGAAAAUGAAAAAAUCUCGUAAAAUCGACGAAUCGAAUAUAGACUCGUUUUUGGCUUUGGAACAAAAAAAAAUUAAAAUUUUGGAAAAUGCACAAAAAAAUGAAAAUCAAUUUAACAAUGAUCCAGACUACCAUUUUUUGAUAAGUUUACUUCCAUAUUUUAAGGAUUUGAAUGCUCUAGAAAAAUUAGAAGUAAGGAAUAAUAUUCAAAGCGUAGUAAUUGACGCACAUCGGCGAAAACUUAUGUCUUCUAAUUCAGUUCCAAGUACCAUUUUUACAAAUAAUAUACCAGUUGAAAGUCAAAAUUAUCUUCCACCUAUGCCUUUGAUAACACAAGGAAAUCAAUGCAAAAGUUAUAAUAUUCAAACUUCUACAUUAUCAAGCUCACAAGACAUGCAACGUGAAAAUCAAGACUUCCAACUGACUUCCAAUCAUAUUCAACGCUACUAA
Messenger RNA from Macrosiphum euphorbiae (potato aphid), 801 nucleotides. Lineage: Eukaryota; Metazoa; Arthropoda; Insecta; Hemiptera; Aphididae. The record is from the annotation of a GenBank genome assembly.